Mollisia scopiformis is the source of this 1851-nucleotide messenger RNA. RefSeq names its product alpha/beta-hydrolase. NCBI's taxonomy places the organism in Eukaryota, Fungi, Ascomycota, Leotiomycetes, Helotiales, Mollisiaceae. The coding region runs from base 1 to 1851 and encodes 616 amino acids. The record is from RefSeq and is a predicted model, not a curated record. The transcript has 3 exons.
AUGUUUUCUUUGUUGCAUGGCUUUCUGCUAGCAAGUUACACUGGCCUUUCAACAUGUUCCCUUCACUUGAAAGCCAAAUACUCAAAUACGUCAUCCCCAACGGUGACUAUCAAGAAUGGCUCAUACACAGGAGUAUACAAUGAACAGUAUGACCAAGAAUACUUCCUCGGUAUUCCAUACGCUCAGCCUCCAAUCAACGACCUUCGAUUUCGAGUCCCAAGAAGUUUAAACGAGACAUGGAACGGAACAAAAGCAACUACCGCUUGGCCCCCUUUUUGCGUCGGCUACGGUGGCGAUGAUGAUGGUCAUGACUUAUCAGAAGAUUGCCUCUACCUCAAUGUCUUCAGACCAAGCUUAUCCUCAUUAUCCCUCUCCACCAACAAUUCCGCAACGUAUUCCAAUUCCACUUCAAAAACAAAGUCAAAAUCCAGCAAUUCAACUCUCCUCCCAGUAGCAAUUUGGAUCCAUGGUGGUGGUCUGUUCAUGGGUGGUACAAAUGAUGGUCGCUACAAUAUGUCCUUCAUUCUCACUUCUGGCACCAAAAUAUCCAAACCAUUCGUCGCAGUCAGUAUUCAGUACAGGCUCUCAGCAUUCGGCUUUCUUGGCGGUAAAGAAGCGUUGGAAGGUGGGGCUACGAAUCUUGGGUAUAGAGACCAGAGAUUAGCCAUGCAUUGGGUGCAGGAGAAUAUUGAAGCUUUCGGCGGAGACCCUACACAAGUGACGAUUUGGGGGGAGAGUUCCGGAGCACAAAGUGUGGGUGCACAUUUGUUAGCAUAUGGAGGGCGUGACGAUGGAUUGUUCAGAGCUGCCAUCGCUGAGUCAGGUGGUCCAGCCGUAUCAUAUUUCCCUGUCCUUCUUCCAGGAGGUUACAACAGCACAGCCUAUCAAUCAACAUACGACAUCGUCGUCUCCAACACCUCUUGUGCCCCCUACCUUUCCACCCCACAAUCGCUCUCUUGCAUACGCACCCUCCCCUUUGCCGAACUUAACAACGUACUAAACGACACCACCUCCAUCUCAGGCCUCAGCCCCUUCGUCCCAAUAAUCGACGAAGACUUCAUAACCACAUUCCCCAGCCUCCAACUCGAAACCGGCUCUUUCGUCAAAGUCCCCCUCCUAAUCGGCAGCAACAGCGACGAAGGCACCGCCUUCGGCUGCAGCUACAACGUCUCCACCGACGACCAAUUCCUCGAUAUCCUCACCUCCACCGGCAUCCCCCCGGACUCCAUCGCCGCCCAAAUAAUCCCCUACCUCUACCCCAACAUCGAAGCCCUCGGCAUCCCCUCCCCCAUCGCCUACCCGAACCUCUUCUCCUACGACACCAACCUCUCGCUCGCCCUCGGCUCGCAGUUCCGUCGUUUGACUUCUUAUUUCGGCGAUAUCGUCGUCAACGCGCCCAGAAGGGCGACGAACCACGCGUGGUCCGCAAACAACGUCUCGAGCUGGAGUUACCGCUUCGACGUCCGUCCGAACGGCAAAACGCCUGUCAUAGGAGCAACGCAUUUCGCAGAGGUAGCAUUCGCGUUCGAUAAUAUCCGCGGCGAAGGCUACGACGUGAAUCCCUUCGGCAAUCUCUCUUCGUCCGAUGAAAGCAAAUUCGUUGAACUAGCAGACACUAUGUCGCGGAGCUGGGUGAGUUUCAUUGUAGACGGGGACCCGAAUGGGAGUGACGAGUGGCAGUUGGCCGUCGAUGGCGGCUGGCCGGUGUAUAAUGUCAGUGUGGGUGGCGGAGAAGGGUGGAAUUUGGUGUGGACGGUUAAUGGGACGGGGAGUUAUGUUGAGUGGGAUACGUAUCGGGCGGAGGCGAUGGGGUGGGUUGGGGGGAAUUUUAGGGGGGUUUAUGGGUUGUAG